AUCCAUAUAUAUACUCCUUCAGCUUUCAAAAUUACGGAAUAUCUCAAUUUUCCGUGAUAUUUGAUGGAAUUUUUAUCCGCCACAUGUUUUGUUCGGAAGCACAGCCGAAGAUCACAAAGUGUGAACACACAAUAGCCAAUAGGUUGUGUUUCUGAUGAGGCUAGGCCUAAACCAAGAAAAAUGAGCAACCUUGAAGCUCCUUUUGAUUCUACAGUACCUUCAAUCUGCACCAGUAAUAGUUGUGGGGAAGAUAUUCAUCAAGGAACAGAAGAGCCACCUGUGAAAAUAGCUCUUGGUAUUUCAAAGCGGCAAAAGAAAAAAUUAGAAAAAAAGCAAAAAUGGCUUGCUACUAAGGAAGAAAGAAAGCAAAAAGAGAGAGAAAGAUUAAAAUUGAAAAGGAAAGCCAAGCGUGAGGCAGGUAUAGAGCUGGGGCCUUCUAGAAAGUUACUGAAGCUUUGUACUAUGGCCAAUAGCAACUGCAAGCAACGCAUUGUUAUUGACAUGUCAUAUGAUGGUUAUAUGAAUGAAAAAGAUCUGUGCAAAUCAGUCAAGCAGCUGCACAGAUGCUACAGCAGCAACAGAAGAGCUAAAAACCCAGCACAGCUUUAUGUAACUUCAUUUCACGGUCCAAGUGCUCAAAUAAUGGAAAGGAAUAAUGGAUUUAAAAACUGGGAUAUACAUUUUAAGGAAGAAAGUUACCUUGAUUUAUUUUUUAAAAAAGAUGUUGUUUAUUUAAGUAGUGAUUCAGAGAACGUUGUAAAUGAACUAGAUGAAAACAAAAUCUAUGUUAUAGGAGGCCUUGUUGAUCAUAACAACCACAAAGGUCUAUGUCACCGAUUAGCCUGUGAGAAUGAAGUUAAUCAUGCAAGACUCCCUAUCAAUGAAUUCAUGAAAAUGAAAACUAGGCAAGUUUUGACAAUUGAUCAUGUAUUUCAAAUUUUAUUAGCUGUAACUGAAGGAAAAAGUUGGAAAAAUGCAUUUUUAGGUAUUAUUCCUGCAAGAAAAGGUGCUACUGCCCUUGAUGACAGCAAUGAAUGUAUUUAAACUGUCAAGAUAAUUGAAUCUUAAACAAUAGUUUCAAAUAGCGGAAGGGCUUGGGUUGUAAAAUUUAGUAUCAAAUCCUAUUGAAUCAAUGUUAGCAAUUUUCCCUUUAUAGCUCAAUUUAUUCGAUAUCAACUGUCAUAUUUGUUUAACUUGGAAGAUUGUUUAAUAUUUACUACAUCACCAUAAAUUUGGGAUUAAGAUAAUUCAAACUUGUUAGCUUUUCCCCUAAAGAGUUGAUCAGUUUUAACUUAUUUUGUACAAUAAAUAUUAAGCUAAUCAAAUGUGGAUUAAUUAUAAAAAACUAAACUGUUGACAGGUCUUUUAAUUCAAAUUAACCAUAUGAUCAAAGUAUGUCGCCUAAUUUUUAGUUGUUCGUACAUUUAUGUUGCGUAAAUUUUUAGUUUUUGUAUGCCCAACAAAAUUGUGAGUAUCGUUUUAUUGAUUUCAGGAAAAUCUCCAUGGUAA
Messenger RNA from Hyalella azteca, 1509 nucleotides. RefSeq names its product tRNA methyltransferase 10 homolog A. Bases 181 to 1044 code for a protein of 287 amino acids. The transcript has 2 exons. Gene Ontology annotation, cellular component: nucleus; nucleoplasm. Gene Ontology annotation, molecular function: tRNA binding. Gene Ontology annotation, biological process: tRNA N1-guanine methylation. The record is from RefSeq and is a predicted model, not a curated record. NCBI's taxonomy places the organism in Eukaryota, Metazoa, Arthropoda, Malacostraca, Amphipoda, Hyalellidae.